Messenger RNA from Sycon ciliatum, 1542 nucleotides. RefSeq lists its product as uncharacterized. Bases 1 to 1542 code for a protein of 513 amino acids. Gene Ontology annotation, molecular function: nucleic acid binding. Lineage: Eukaryota; Metazoa; Porifera; Calcarea; Leucosolenida; Sycettidae. The transcript is spliced from 2 exons. The record is from RefSeq and is a predicted model, not a curated record.
AUGGCCAGCAUCUAUGACCCAAGAGGGCAUAUUUCGCCGUUUACGAUAAGGGCUCGACUGCUGUUCCAGGAGGCAUGCAUUCUCGGCUGUUCCUGGGAUGACCGUCUCCCAUCAGAGCUGGAGACCAAGUGGCAGAGGUGGUUUGCAGAACUACCAGAUCUAGCUGGGAUCAAAGUGCCACGAUGCUUCAAAAGCAUGGAGCGCCAGGCUGACACCGCGAAGCUCACAGUACAUACCUUCACCGAUGCCUCGGCGCACGCCACUUCAGCUGUAAGUUAUGUCCAAGCAGCGUAUCCGGAUGGUUUUGUGAAGGUCAGCCUUGCAUUCGCCAAGGCGCGGGCAACCCCUAUCAAGAAAGUCACCAUCCCUAAGUUGGAGUUGCGAGGUGCAGUACUUGGCCUGCGCAACAGCAAAGUUGUCAGCCAAGCCCUCGCUAUUCCUGUUGCUGAACAUGUGUUCUGGACCGAUUCCCUCAACGCCGUGUACUGGGUGAGGAGCCAUGCCAAGAACUUCACUUCAGAUGUCGCCUGCCGGGUCGGUGAGAUUCAAGCCGACACCAAAGCUAGCCAAUGGAGACACGUACCAGGAGUCCUCAACCCAGCCGACUUCCCAUCUCGAGGUAUGAAAGUGCUGGACCUCGUUGGACGUCACACAUGGUGGUGUCGUCCGGACUUCCUGACCAGACCGGAGGCAGAGUGGCCGCUUGUGGAGCUUGCUACCCCUCCGCAACUACCUGGUGAGCUGAAGAAGAAGCCAUGUAUGACAUUCGCCAGCCAGGUGACGCCAUCUCGACUAGAUCCUGCCACGUAUUCGACGUGGGAGCGUCUUACCAGGGUGACUGCCUGGUGCUUACGGUUCGUACAAAAUGCCCGACGGCAGACUGCGACAGUCACGAGGGGGGAAACCCACGUCGACACCGCCAACACCAGUGCCCCACUAGUCUAUGUCCGUUUAGCAAGCGGUCAUAAGCCAAGAUCAGUAGUGACAGUACCGGUGCUGACGGCAGCAGAAGUAGCAGGAGCCGAACGACAUUGGUUUGCACAAGCUCAGCUGUCAGUGUACCCAGCCACGCUUAAGCGCUUACGGGCAGGUGAGGAAUUACCACCAUCUGACCCUCUCUACCGGCUCAACGCGGUCCUGGAUGCGAUGUUACACCCUGCUCUCAUGGUCGUCAACGGACAACUGAAGCAUGCUGUCAACCUACCUGUUGGUGUUCGCCAGCCAGUGAUCCUACCACAGCGUCACCGAGUCACUACGCUACUCAUCCAGCGCGAAGACGACCUCUGUUGCCAUGGUGUCGGAACCCAGCACCUGCUGUCCAACCUACGACAGAGAUUCUGGAUUGUACAUGAAGCAUUCCUGCUGGCAUUCUCCAGAUUCAUCAAGCGUCGCGGCACUCCGUCCAUCAUGGUGUCGGACAACGGCACGAACUUUACAGCUGCCGAGCGAGAGCUCCGAGAGGCGAGCGAAGCCAUUGAUCGCACGCAAGUCAGCAGGAAAUUCGCUCAUGAAGGAAUAGAGUGGCGGUUCAAUCCUCCGUGA